GUCCGGUGGGAGGAGAGCGGCCGGCGGUGGGCGGGACCCGGGUCAGAGAACCGGGACCGGAGAACCGGGAUUAGAGAACCGGCACCGGGAUCGGCAUCGGCAUCGCAGGGACUGGCACGGGCACAGGGACCGCACAGGGGCGGCGUCGGAGCCCCCGGCCCGGCCCCGACGCGCCCGGCAGCGCUCGGGGAUGGGGCCGGCCGGGCCCCGGCGCCCCCCGGCGCCCCCCGCAGCCGCCGCCGUCGCCGUCCCCCGCCGCCGCCGGGGCUGAGCGCCCGCCGCGCCCGGCCCAGCCAUGGCUGCGCGCGGCUGUAACGCGCUCCUGGCCGCGGCCAGGGCCAGUUUCAGGGGCUCCCCUCUGCUGGCGCACUGCAGCCCGCUGUGCUCUCCAGCCGUUGCUCUUGUCCAGCUGGUGGAUCCCCAGUUAACGCGGAGCUCCGGAGACUCCAGGAGCCAGCCCUGGCCACGCCGUGCCUGCCUGGGCGCUGCCCUGCCUCGCUCCCCUGCCCACACCUUGCACACCUGCAGCAGCCCCCGGCAGCAGCUCCCAGGUGAAUCCCUGCCCCGCGGGAGCCCCAGGAACCAGGGAGCCAAACCUGCCAAAACUCUGGCCAAGCAGAUCCUUCCCGCUCCUGGGGGGAAGAAGUCCUUGCGACAGAGAACCGUGGAUGAGCUGAGGCAUUACUACAAUGGACUGCACCUGCUCUGGACGGACACCAAAGUGGCUGCCAGGAUGGUGUGGAAGCUGCUGCACGGGCAGGUGCUCACCAGGAGGGAGAGGAGAAGGCUGCUGAGAACUUGUGCAGAUCUCUUCCGUCUGGUUCCCUUCCUGGUGUUUGUCAUUGUCCCCUUCAUGGAGUUUCUGUUACCUGUGUUCCUGAAGCUCUUCCCUGAAAUGCUGCCCUCAACGUUUGAGACGGAGUCCAAGAAGGAAGAAAAGCAGAAGAAGAAGUUGAGUGCAAAGCUGGAGUUAGCAAAGUUCCUGCGGGAGACCAUUGCAGAGAUGGCCAAAAGGAACAAGGCAGACACAGGAAAAGGGAAACAAUUCUCCUUUUACCUGCACGAGCUCCCUCCCAGCGGCCGGCAGCCCAGCAUGCAGGAGAUCCUGCACUUUUCCAAGCUCUUCGAGGAUGAGCUGACCCUGGAGCACCUGGAGAGGCCGCAGCUGGUGGCCCUGUGCAAGCUGCUGGAGCUGCAGCCCCUGGGCACCAACAACCUGCUGCGCUUCCAGCUGCUGCUGCGGCUGCGCAGCAUCAAGGCCGACGACGAGAUGAUUGCCAAGGAGGGGGUCGGUGGCCUGAGCGUGCCGGAGCUGCAGAGCGCCUGCAGGGCCAGAGGGAUGCGGUCUCUGGGGCUCUCUGAGGAGCAGCUGAAGGAGCAGCUGGGGCAGUGGCUGGAUCUUCAUUUAAAGGAGAACGUUCCCUCUUCUCUCCUCCUGCUUUCCCGUGCCUUGUACUUAAUAGACCUAAAGCCACAAUCUGUUCCCAUUCCACAGAACAAGACAGGUGAAGCUGCUGGAGUGACGACACCUGUUCUUGACGGUCAGGAGACCCUCCUGGAUCCUGCCCCUGUUAUACAGGGAAGAAAGAAUGAAGAAUUUGUGUCCCAGCCAACAGAGAAAUUGCCAUUCUCUGAAGCGUCAGUGAAGCCUCCCCCACGAGAGACCAAAAUGGAAGCAUCCCAGAGCAGCAAGGCUGGUGCCAACGGAGCCUGACCUGGAGCCAGCACUGGGAGGAAGCAGCUUCCAUCUCCACAGCUCCUGCAAAGGGGGCAGGGAUUUCCCAGGAGGCUGAUCUACACAAGGAGGCAGUAGCCCUCAGGGGCCUCUCUCUCUCUGUCCCAAGCUUGCUAGCAGCUAGGCCACUGCUGUCUGGAUGGCCCCAGACAUCUCUUUUGCGCUGGAUCCUUGCCCUGCUACUUUUAACUUAUGGUGUAAAUAUGUUAAUAGUGGUGCUGCUGUCUGUGCUGUUCCUGAGCAGGUGUUUGUGCUUAGCAAAGGCAGCUUUUCAUGUUAGAAUGGCCUGUGCACAGAACAAGCUGGGCUGGGGUCCAGCAAAGCCUGUUCUGCAGCGUGAAAUCCUCUGCAGGAACAUCCCCACACACUCACUCAGGGCCAGCAGCUUGUCCUGGGUGUCCCAGCUCAGGCUCCUGGUCCUGAUUAGGGUGUUUUAGCCAGUGACCAGCCCACAACGACCCCCGUGGCCACAGUUUUGCGAGGAGGGUGAGCACAGGGAGGGAGGGAGCAGCACUGGGUGCUGUGGCAGGACUGAUGAGAGGGACUUCAGGCCUUGCUGGACAGGAGCAGAGCAGGGACAGGAACAGCCUCCAGCUGUGUUUGCUUCCCCCAGGGAGCUGUGCAGGUGCCACGCACUGUGACAGGAUCAGACUUGCACUUUCAGGAUCCCUCUGGGUCACGAGAGGGAGCAGCCCAGGACCUGCACACCUCUCCCAAGCGUGGAGCUUUGGUUAAUCCUCACCAGGCUCAGAAUACACACCAAGUGCUCUCCAAUACUUGCAAAGUGACUCCUCACACACUCCAGUGAUGACUCAGUUUUUGCCAGACUCUCAGAGGAUACUGAAAAGCUGUUUUUAGCAUUUGUUAAAUUUUUUACUCCGUCCUAUGUAAAUGCUGAGAAAUUGCUCACAUUAUGGAUUUUAAAUAUGUAUAUUUAUACUUACUGUUAAAUUAGAUUUGGUGCUAAGUAGGAAUGAAACGUCUCUUCCAGAGGUCAGACAGCCUUUAGAACAACCUGACUGAGAGCCAGUUCUCCAAGCUCCGGUGUGAGCAGCACUUUAAACCCGAGUCCUCGGGCUCCUACAGCAGCACAGAGCCAGCUGUCAGGUGUCCUGUGUCCUUAGCUCUGUACCUGAGCCUCUCCUCGUUCAUCCUGCCCGCCGGAUCUGUGUCUAAUAGACGGGAACAAAUGUUAUUUCAAUAAAAUAACACCUUGCUGUGGA
Molecule: messenger RNA, 2958 nt
Organism: Taeniopygia guttata (zebra finch)
Lineage: Eukaryota; Metazoa; Chordata; Aves; Passeriformes; Estrildidae
Gene: LETM2
Product: leucine zipper and EF-hand containing transmembrane protein 2
Biological process (GO): intracellular monoatomic cation homeostasis
Cellular component (GO): mitochondrial inner membrane
Molecular function (GO): ribosome binding
Source: RefSeq, a predicted model, not a curated record